CGCUGGUAUUGGUGAUGGAGGCCGUGCUCUACCUGAACCUCCUGGACUACCUCCUGGUGAUCCUGUGGGCGCGGGAGUUCCGCCAUGCACCAAACCUGACCUUCCUCCAGGACUUCAUGCUGGACGACCUCAAGGUGUUGGGGCGCAUCAUGGACUCCCUGUCGAAAUUGGGAGGAAGUCAAGUGGCCUACCGGGUGUCUUCGGUGAGGCAGGAAUUGCUGGUGGAUCUGAGGCCCGAACUUCAGUCCAUCAAAGAUCUCAGUGAAUACUUGCAGGCGGAGAUGGAGGACCUGUCGCUUAUGGUGAUCGAGCUCGAGGAUCGGGGGGAGGUGGCACUUUCUGAGGAGGACCGGCAGUGGUGGCAGAAGCAUUUUCCUGAACUACCACAUCCUGUUCUUCAACACAUGGCUGGACAGAGCCAAGAUCCAACUACAACGCCCUGGAACCGGAGAAUUCGGAGGGCACACCUCACUGGAAAGGGGGUCAUUGCACACCUAUUCAGUGGUCCUGAUGUGAAGAAGUGGAACCGUGUUGGCGGAGGAGCAUACUCUUGGCUGUGCGUUGACACGGAGAUCAACUCCUCGUUGAACCUGCACAACCCGGCCGUUUGGGGCUAUUUGUGGAAGCUGGCGUCUUUGGGACGCAUCGUUGCAAUUGUUGGAGGUCCUCCCUGCAGGACCGUGAGUCGCCUUCGAAACCGGUCACCACCAGGACCUCGUCGCCUUCGUGGUCGAGGAGAAGAUCGCUGGCGCCUCAAUGACCUCUCGGAGGAAGAACUUCGCCUGGUUCAUGGCGAUACAGCUUUGUGCAUGAAGCACAUGGGUCUAUGGAUCCGAGCUCAAGAAUGCCGCAGAACAUCGACGAAUGUUGGCAUGCUGUUGGAAUCACCGCGAGAUCCUGCUGAAUAUCUUGCCGGUGAAGAAGGUGGGCAAAGCGCUUCUUUCUGGUGCUUCCCGGAGCUGAUGGCUUGGGUUGGAACUGCUGGCCUUCGCUUGGUCACUUUCGAUCAAGGAAAGCUGGGUCACCAGAGGAAAAAACCUACGACAGUUUUGACUAACCUUCCUGCCUUCCAAGAACUACAUGGCCUCCAAGGCGAUGGUUGUGAUGACAGACCACUCCCGUCGAACCUCGGUGACCGCAUUCGCACUUCGAAGACCUGGGCAGCAUGGGCACCAGGCCUUGUGGGAGCGAUUCAAGAAGCUUUGAGGAGGUUGCUUGGCGUUUUGGAGGAGGAAAAGGGGGCUGGAGGUGGUCACCAUGUCUCCAAAAUGGACCUUGCAGCUUGGCAUCGACAUAUCAAACAGGGUCACAUCCCCUUUCGUGCUGACUGCCGCAUUUGUGGGGAAGCUAUGGGCUGCGACAAACCACACAAGAGGCUUGGGGGGAGCGCCACGAAGUUCACUAUGUCAGCCGACCUUUGUGGACCGUUUCCUGAAGGGAAAGAUUUGGGCACAGGAGUCAUUUGCAAGUACGCACUGGUCUCAACUGUGGCCGUCCCCAUCAUCUCUGAGCUUCCAGGUGAGGUUGCUGAGCCAUGUGACACCGCCAAGGAUGUGGAGCACACGGAGGAGAUUCCCUGCGAGCCAGAAGACCGUGACCUAGUCCCUGAAGAUGAAGUCCGGAGGCUCAAUGAAAUGGCUGAGAUUGAGAAGUCUCAAGAACCGCAAGGACAUCAAAAUGUCACUCUGGCUGAAGUGAUUCCUGAUCGCACGGUGGAGUCACUGGUCCGUGCUUUGUCCCGCUUGCACGCCAAGUACCGCAUGCUGGGCAUCCAGGCGAUCAUGGAACUCCAAGAGGUGCCUGCUGUGAAGCAUCGCAUCAUUGGAAAACACCCACCUCCACCACCUGACCAUCCACUGGCUGGCCGCGUGGGAGCGCUCUAUGAGGAGUCGGUUCCAGCUCUAGCAACUUGCAGAGCUGGGGGGGAGGACUCUUUGGAUUCUUUGGACUGGUCCUCAUCGUUGGAUGUUGGCAGGGGGGAGGUCGAAGAUUCACUGCUGUGUGAUUGGCAGCAGGUGGAAAAGUGGCAUGAGCUUGAACAACAACGACACUGGGCGCUCAAACAGCUUUGGUGUCAAGGCCUUCGUGAAGUUGCAGUUGGUGAAAACUCCGGCAGUGUCCAUGGCAGCUGGCUUCAUGAAGUUGAACUACUCCUCAAGGGUGCUGAAGAUCAACUGUCGUUUCAGCACUCUGCAAUCGAGAACUUCAAGCUGUCGGCAUUGGCUCCAUCAAUGGGAACCCCAGAUGCUCCAGCAACAGUGCUUCAGACCUAUACGGUCUCACUACAGCAAGUUCGCAGGGAAUUGGAAAAAUGGAAACCUCCUCUGCGUGAUGAAUAUGGACAGCUGGUGUCCUCAACUCAGGCAAUCAAGCCUACUACAGAGGAAAAGUUGCGCCUGGAUCCAAGAUUUCCCACUAUGGAGCUGGCUCCAGCGAUGCUUGUUCCUACAGUCAAAAGUCCUCAUGGACGUCUUCGAGCUCGGGUGGUCAUUUGUGGAAACCAUCUCACCAAGGUCAAUGAAGAGAGCAACAACUCUGCAGGUGAGACUCAGCCCAAGGACUCAAACCCGUUCUCGCUCUAUGCAGGUGGAGCAGAUGGAACUACGUUGCGCUGCUUGAUGAAAUGUGCGGCUGAAAACUCGUGGUCAGUCGGCACGGUGGACAUCAAAACAGCCUUCCUUCUUGCACCACGACCUGAUGAACAAGAACGUCUGCUCGUCGCUCGUCCACCAAAAGUGUUAAUUGAAGCUGGAAUUUGCGACGCUUCGGAACUCUGGGAGAUCUCGCAUGCCGUCUACGGGCUGAACGAUGCUCCAGCAAACUGGUCGCAGUACCGUGACCGUGAACUACCUCACCUGCGCUUCUCGGCAGGAGGUCAUGACUACCAACUGGUGCCCACACCGGAGCCAAACCUUUGGAAGUUGAUCAAAACCGACCCUGGUGCUCUUCCGCAGGAGGACAACUCUGAAGGCUUCCUCGCUGUGUACGUUGAUGACAUGCUUGUUGCUGCACCAGGUCCCUUGGCAAAGUCGGUGAUCGAUGGGAUUCGGGCUCAUUGGCGGUGUUCGGAACCAGAGUGGGCAUCGGCAGAAAAGGCCAUCAAGUUUUGUGGCUUUGAGAUCAGCUGCAGCGACGAUGCGGUGAUCCUCAACCAGGCCUCAUACACUCGAGAUCUUUUGUCUCGCCAUGAAGGCAUCAAACCACGUCAAACGCCUCUUCCUUUGGGAGUUCAAGAUGAAGUUGAAGCUGAUGUGCAAAUCUCCCAAGUCCGACGAGCUCAAGCUUUGGAUGUUGACCGAGCUCCAGGUGCAUCGCUGUCCAAGUCAAGGUUGAUGGCUAUUCUGGGCGGCAUCAUUGGCAUGGCGGCAUGGAACCCUUCGCAAGAAAGUCACAAGGUGGCGAGAUGUGUCACCAUCUCAGCUUUGGUAGCUGCACUUGCAAUUUGCCUAAAUGGCUAUACCUCGGCCGCGUCUCGUGCGUGCGAUCAUGGCGUGCGGCUGGCUGCGCUUGGGGCUCGCGCUGGACCGGAGCAGCCGGAAGAGCGGAUUUGGGAGCGGUUCCCAUUCCAGCUCCCUCCGCAAGGUCCACCUCCAGUUGAUGACACGCUGGAACCACCCCAACGACGGGCGACUUUGGAUUCGGUGGCAGAGAACUCCACUGGCACUCCAUCGUCUGAACAGGUGGAAUUUCCGACGGCCAAUGUGACCUGGGUGAGAACUGAAGUGCAUUCGGUGAGGAGGACUUCAUCGUCAUCGUCCUCUGCACCUUCACAGACCUCUCCCAGCACAAGGUCCAGUGCGACUGGAUCUAUGGCAGCGGCUCGGGGCUCAGACGCCAUUGAUGCUGGCGUGACCCUUGGCUACAUGGGGCGACUUGGCGGCUUCCUCUCUCGCGGGGAGAACCUGCGAUCUGGGCCGGCAUCGAGCGCCACAGAAAGUGAAAGUGAAAGGGAAGAUUGGAGGAGGAAUUUAGAUGUGAGCUCAACCAGCUCAGUUCAGGGGCACGAAACGACACUACCUCCUGGACUUCCUCCUCUACACGAACACUUGGAUGAGGCGCCACAAUGGAUGGGCAUUGUGAGCCAACUCCCAGUGAGGCCGCGUGGUGUGCCGGGUCAAAGUGACCAUUUGAGGGAUCCUGAUUCGGAUUCAGACGGCAGCUAUGAAAUUUGUGGUUGA
Molecule: messenger RNA, 4178 nt
Organism: Durusdinium trenchii
Lineage: Eukaryota; Dinophyceae; Suessiales; Symbiodiniaceae
Source: the annotation of a GenBank genome assembly